AUUCGUUAAAAAUUCCUUUUAUUUAUUUUCCAAAAAAGCGUUUUAGAGAGGUUUCUGCAAAUUAUAAAUAAAAUGCAAUGAAUAAUAUUGAAGAAAAACAAGUUCCCGAUAAUGCUGCUUCGGGGAAUAUUUCAAAAAGCAAACCUAGAGUUCGUGGUAGAAAACGAAAGCGACAAGACAGUGAAAGUAGCAGUGAUAUAGAGGAUGAUUUACCUGAAAAUACACUGGAGACAGAGAAAAACUUACAGACUUUGGCUAUUAAAAAUAACUUAGAUGAUGUUAGCGUAAAAAAAAUUCUAAAGAAAGUAGUGACCAACGAUCAUGUUCUGGCUCUAGUCAAGAUGCGAGAAGAAGAAGAAGAUUCAGGCAUCGAUGGUGGUCUCCGACCCAAGCUUACAAGAGCAAAAGCUAAAGAAUUGAGGAAGGUGUCUCACGGGAAUGCAUGGCAUCGCAUAGAGUUGACUCCUAUCAAGCAUAUACCAGUAAAGACCAGGCCUGAAGUGACGGCUCUGAUCGCUCAGGAUCUGCCUGAUGAUGAAGACGAUGAGGAGUAUGAACCGACGCAUGAUGAUAGCGAUGAUGACGUCACGUGCAGUGAUUUAGAUUCACAGCCGCGAACACCGGCCACUCCUGCGAGCCAAAAGAAAGAAAACCAGCAGCUUGCUAAAGAUGGACCCUUUAAAGUGCCACAAGAAGUUUCAGUAACAGUUCGCAAAAAGUUGGAUCCAGAAGAAGAAGCAACCAUAGCUCUCCGAACUAGAUCCAAACUAAGCCUCUCAGAGACACCCAUAGAGCAUAUAGAGAGUUCGUUCAUACCGCCCGACGAUCUUCCAAUGCCGGAUGUGGAUGAUCUAUGGAAUGAAUUUCUGAAUGAAUGCAUGAAUCCAGAAUCUAAAGCUAAUGAAGAUGAUGACGAAUUGGACCCAGAGUAUAAUGUUGCGGCGGAUCCUGAUGCAAAUGAAGAAGACGAAGAGGCUUUAGAAAAGGGUAUAGUAAAAAUAUCAAAGAAGGAGUUGAAUGAUUUGGUGACUGAGCUAAUGAGUGUGAUACCAGAGGGAGUGGAAAAUCAACUGACUUCCAACAUACAGGUUGAUCUGAUUCAGGGAAACAAUGAAGCUGUAGCUACAGGAGUUGUUUCGGGCCCUGCAAAUAAAACUGAUGUGGCUCAAACACAUUGGGAAGGCAAACAAGAGCCUAUAUCGGAUGACGAAUCUCAAACUACUGGUAAAGCAGCAAGAAUAACAUUUGAAUCCAGUAACACUAUUACUCGAGUGUCCAUCGGCAAGAUAGAGAUAGAAGAUGUGGAUGAACACGAGAUAGACAAGGACAGCGCACAAGAUACAUCAAUGGCAGAUAGGGCUAAAAUUCCUAAGACAGAAGUUCCUACUACUGGAUCUUCGGAUGUACCAACAACUACAGGUCCUCGUGUUGUUACAAUCUCAGUGGAAGAGCGGGAGCUUCCUGUGGCGGAGCCUGCGCCGCCGCCCCUGCAGCCGCCAAUGCCUCUGUUGCGAUUAGUUGAACCGCAACCUCUCACGGUUAACAUUGAAGUUGACAACACUGUAAAGGUGUCGCCGGAACAAGUGAGCAUAUUGGAGCAGCAACUGAGGCAGCAUAUUCAGCUCGCCACUUCCAACUUCUUGCAACUCUUCGUACACCCCAUACAUUGGCCUUACGCACCUAAAUACAAGGAAUAUUUGGAAACUUUCAACAAAAUCGCCAGUGAGAACCCCAAGUCAGUAGUGAAUGUAUGCAACCUGACCCCCGCGGUAGAACUCGUCCGGACCUGGGAGACCACUGUGUCCGAAGAUACGGAGGAGAAUAAGAAAAUGAUAGAAUUUGUCCAAGCAGAAAUCGAAAAAUGCCGUCGACGUUGCGCGGCGAACAAUCUGUAUACGGGGGACUUUCCCGUACUGUUCAAGAAGGUGGUCGCCAACAGUCCAGUGUUCCUGUACCCCCACAUGCUGCCAAGUAUGCCCUACCGCGCCAAUUAUAUGACCAAGAGGUUCAGUUAUACGCAGCCGGAGGACGAACUCAUAGUGCUAGGAUUGGACCAAUUCUGGUGGUAUGUAGAAAACAACCCGGAAAUCUUUAAACCGCCCCGCAAAGUGCACCCCCGACAUCGAUGGGGUCUCAUGAUUACCGUUGGUCUGAUCUGCAAGCACAUGUUCCCCUGGCUCACCCCCAAAGCAUUGUUGGGGCAUAUACAGUGCGUGAGGAAAUCCGAAGAUAAAUCAAAUCCCAUAGUGAAAUAUUUUGCGGAGAGGACUAUAGAACCAGUGAGGCACAUGCUUUUGCCGUUUAAUCCAAAACUGACGCUCUACGAACACCCCGAGAUAGAAAUCCCUCGGCUCUGGAUCAAAUAUCUGUCAAUAAAUAGCAAACGGUUUAAAGUCUAUGGAAAUCGUCUAUGCAAAGUCGUAAGAGCUCCACAAGGUAUUGAAGUUCUAGCCGGUAAAUCAAUGGAACCAAUACAAAAGAAGGCUCUACCUAUCGACUUCAUAAAACCCAUAAGCUGUAACCGUGCUAACUUAUUACCAACAGUCCCUAAACCAAACUAUGUCGAUAAAUUCGAUGUACAUAUAACGACCACAACUUCAGAAAAUGUGCCAAAUACUAACUUUCUUGUAGCGUCAAAUAUUUAUACCCUAGUAAAUACUAGUACAGGAGCAAAAUUGAUGCCUUUGAAUAUUGUCCAAACUAGCACAGUUAAUAGUUCAACCACACCUAUUUGUUCUACUACUGUAAGUAGUACAAAUCACGCAGAAACUAAUAAAUGUUUAGAAGCCUACAAUGAUGUAGAAGAUAAUACGAAAAUAGCCGAAAUAAGUAGCAAAAAAAGGUUUAUAGUUAUAACACCGGAUAAUGCUUUGAAAACAGUCCAACAACUUAAUCACUGCCCAUGUUGCAUUUGUGUGAAGAGAAUAUGUAAAGUAAAACAGACAUUAGUGACAGAUUACUGGAAACCUAAUAUAGGAAAGGAAAAAGACUGUGAAUGUACUAAUAAAAAGUACCCAAGGUUAACGAAUAAGUUGAAAAUUUUAGUGAAUAAUUAUAAAAGUCUAUCGAAUGUUUUGUACACUGGGUUACUACAGAAACUCAAGGAGAAUCAAGAUGUAAGAAACAAAAUGAGAAACGAAUCGUCGGAAUUUAAUUUAAAAGACUUUGCAUCAGCCAUAUCAUACCAAACGAAACUCCUAAUGCGGACGGUUGUGAUAAGAAAUAACUCAAUCAAGAACUCCGUUUAUAAUACUUUCUCAAAAUUCGACGUCGAAUCUGACGAUCCUUUAGUGUUGGCCCAGAAAUUGUUAAAAAUAUUCAAUGUCGACUUAGCGGAUAUGUAUAAAGAGUUUCUGGGAUUUCUAACAGCUAAACAGGCAGCCACUCUUGGACAAUUCAAAGAUUAUUUCAUAGGCAAUUGUGUUGAAGAUUUACUGAAGAAAGUUGAGGAACAAGUGCAAGAUAGCGUUAAGCGUCGAGAGAUAUUUGAGAAGAUCAAAGAACUUUUCACUUGCAAGUCGGUCCCGCCCUGCGAAAUCUGCUGUGAUCUAUUGAUGAGUGUGCAGGAGUAUCCCGAACUAGCGCGAUAUAUAUUCUCACUGUUUCCACACCGACGGAAAGAACAGACGAAAGAGCAAUCUGCAUGCAGCCAAAAAGCCAAAAGUAUAGGUAAAACAGUCACUAGUACUAGUAAAGAUGCAGAGAAUAUUUGUGAACUAACAGAAAGCAUGAUCAAAGUUACAAGGAAUGUCUGUGAAGAAUCUGCCGUCACUAUGGACUAUGAGGCUGAUAAUUCGUGCAGCGAGGAAGAGCCCCAGCUUGCAGUAGACGAAGAUAGAGUACCUUCAACUGAUAACAGCAAUCCCGAUGACGUUUUAUCUGAAACAACUGAAAGAAGAGAAGAAAACCAAGAUGAGGAGAGAGUACAACUAGUCACUACUAUUAAAUAUGAACCAAUAGAAACAUGCGAAUUAACCGUAACCAAGACUGAAGUGCAGGAAACUAGCGAUACGGACAUGUCGAUGCUUAUCAUGUCAGAGGACGAAUCCAUCAAAACUGAACCAAUAGAAUGGACGAGAGAUGAAGACAAACUAAUUCUAGAACUACUAAAGCAGUAUUUAACCCCAGCAGAAAGAAGCGAUAAAACCAUUAUAGAAAUUGUUAAAGAAAAGGAUUUGUUGAACAUAAUAACAAAUAGAUUGUCCCAUAGGUCACCGGAAGAUGUUAGCGAACGUGUUCUGUAUUUGUUACAAAUAUUAAUAUUAAGCGAUUAUGGAGGCGAAAAAUAAUAUCACGAAUACUAAUUAUUUAUUUAUUGUAAUAAAAUAAUAAUGACCU
Messenger RNA from Maniola jurtina (meadow brown), 4338 nucleotides. Its product is annotated as GON-4-like protein. The transcript has 21 exons. The record is from RefSeq and is a predicted model, not a curated record. NCBI's taxonomy places the organism in Eukaryota, Metazoa, Arthropoda, Insecta, Lepidoptera, Nymphalidae. Bases 78 to 4289 code for a protein of 1403 amino acids. Gene Ontology annotation, cellular component: nucleus. Gene Ontology annotation, biological process: regulation of DNA-templated transcription. Gene Ontology annotation, molecular function: transcription coregulator activity.